This is a messenger RNA of Loxodonta africana (African savanna elephant), 1452 nucleotides long. It is a transcript of the gene SLC7A13, whose product is annotated as solute carrier family 7 member 13. NCBI's taxonomy places the organism in Eukaryota, Metazoa, Chordata, Mammalia, Proboscidea, Elephantidae. The transcript is spliced from 4 exons. Gene Ontology annotation, cellular component: membrane. Gene Ontology annotation, molecular function: L-amino acid transmembrane transporter activity. The coding region runs from base 1 to 1452 and encodes 483 amino acids. Gene Ontology annotation, biological process: amino acid transmembrane transport. The record is from RefSeq and is a predicted model, not a curated record.
AUGGAUGAAGGGAAGAAGAGACAGCUCCGGAGGGUAUUUGGAUAUUACCAGGGCGUAUGUUUUACCAUCAUUAAUAUGAUUGGUACAGGAAUUUUUGUGGCUCCCAAAGGGGUGCUGAAGUACUCUUGCAUGAAUGUGGGGCUAUCCCUGUGUAUUUGGGCUGCCUGUGCUUUAUUGUCCAUGAUGAGCUUUCUCUGCUCUGCAGAGAUAGGUAUAACCUUCCCAUGCAGUGGGGUUCAGUACUAUUUUCUCAAGAAAUGCUUUGGCUCCGUGAUCGCUUUCCUAAAACUUUGGACAGGCUUAUUUCUGGGGCCGGGGAUAGUCGCUAGCCAAACCCUGCUCCUCGCUGAGUAUGGCAUCCAGCCUUUCUAUGGCAGCUGCUCUGCUCCAGAGCUCCCAAAGAAAUGUCUGGCACUGGCCAUUGUAUGGAUAGUGGCAAUCCUGAAUACUCGUGGUGUAAAAGAGAUGGUUUGGCUUCAGACCUCCAGCACAAUGCUGAAAAUGGCCAUACUUGGUCUCGUUUCCCUGACUGGAGUGGUGAUACUAGUGAGAGGAAGGAAGGAGAAUGUAGAGAGGUUUCAGAAUACUUUCGAUGCUGAGUUUCCAGAUGCCUCCCAGAUGACAGAAGCCUUCUUCCAAGCAUUUUUCGCAUAUUCUGGCGGAGACAGCUUCAUGUUUAUAGCAGGAGAGCUGAAGAAACCCCACAAGACAAUUCCAAAAUGCAUGUUUACUGCAGUAUUUUUGGUGACCCUGGUUUAUUUACUGGUUAACAUUUCCUACCUGAGUGUUCUGACGCCCAGAGAAAUUCUCUUUUCAGAUACUGUGGUUAUCACAUGGGCUGACAGAGUUAUCCCAUCAUUGACGUGGGUUAUUCCUCUUGGUAUUUCUGCCUCAUUAUUUAGCAAUGUUUGGUGUUCUGUAUUUACAUCAUCAAGAGUGAAUUAUAUUGCUAGCCAAGAGGGCCAGCUGCCUUUGUUAUUUAAUAUGCUUAAUGUUCAUUCCUCUCCAUUAAUAGCUGUGCUAGUAAUUGUCAUUAUGGCAUCCUUCAUGAUUGUUUCAACAAGCCUAAUUGAGUUGAUAAACUAUCUUUUUUUUGUGUUUUCUUUUUGGACUCUAUUAUUAAUAGCAGGACUAAUAAAACUGAGAUACCAGGAGCCUAAUCUACCAAGACCUUAUAAGGUGUCUUUGCCAUUUCUAUUGGUAACAGUGGCCGUCAACCUGUGCUUGGUUUUGAUACCAUUGGUGAAAUCGCCCAAAAUGCAUUAUAUUUAUAUCGUUCUCUUUAUUUUUAGCGGACUCGGGUUUUACAUACCUUUAAUCCAUUUUAACUUAAAGUUGGUUUGGUUUGAGAAAAUGACUUGUUAUUUACAAUUACUAUGCAGUAUUUGUCUCCCGGAUGAGUCUGAUGAACAGAUGACAGAAGUAGAAACUGUUAAAAAUGCAGCCUUCUAA